CCGGAGCCAGAGCCGGAUCCCGGAGCCGGAGCGGAGCGGAGCGGAGCCGGGGCGGAGCGGGCCGAGCGGGCCGAGCCAGCAGCCGAGCUGGGGGCGCGGGCGGGCGGCAUGUACCGGGCCCGGGCGGCGCGGGCGGGGCCGGAGCCCGGCAGCCCGGGGCGCUUUGGGAUCCUCAGCACCGGGCAGCUCCGGGACCUGCUUCAGGAUGAGCCCAAGCUGGACCGGAUCGUGCGGCUCAGCAGGAAGUUCCAGGGCCUGCAGCUGGAGCGCGAGGCAUGCCUGGCCUCCAACCACGCGCUGGCCAAGGAGAACCUGGCAUUGCGGCCCCGCCUGGAGAUGGGCCGGGCUGCCCUCGCCAUCAAGUACCAGGAGCUUCGAGAGGUGGCCGAGAGCUGUGCGGACAAGCUGCAGCGACUGGAGGAAAGCAUGCAUCGCUGGAGCCCCCACUGCGCAUUGGGCUGGCUGCAGGCAGAGCUGGAAGAAGCUGAGCAGGAAGCUGAGGAGCAGAUGGAGCAGCUGCUGCUGGGGGAGCAGAGCCUGGAGGCCUUCCUGCCCGCCUUCCAGCGCGGCCGCGCCCUGGCCCACCUGCGGCGGACCCAGGCGGAGAAGCUGCAGGAGCUGCUGCGGCGCCGGGAGCGGUCUGCCCAGCCAGCCCCCACCGCUGCCGCGGACCCCCCCAGACCCUUCCCCGCCGCGGCCGUCCCGCCCACCGGGGCCGCCCGGGGGCCGCCGGCAGUGCCCCGGAGCCUGCCCCCCUUGGACUCCCGCCCCGUGCCCCCCCUGAAGGGCUCCCCCGGGUGCCCCCUGGGCCCGGCCCCUCUGCUGAGCCCUCGGCCCUCGCAGCCGGAGCCCCCCCACCGGUAGGAUCCGGCGUACGGCCCCCAGGUGGGGGGCCCAGAGAAACUUGAUCCGUGGCUCCUCCUCCUCCCCCACUGCCUGGGUGGGGGGAGGGGCAGGCCCCUCCCCCUGGCCUCAGGCAGUCCCCGGCCCUGGAGGCUGAGCUGGGGAGGAGGGUCACCUGGAAGUUGCCCAGAGAGCGGGCCGGAGGUGGGGUGGGCAGGGUGUCUCUGGCGCUGAGGAAACUCUGCCUUUUUUUCUUCCCCGGCUGGGGCCUCCCGGGUAAUGGGCCAGCCCCAGUGAAAGGACUUUCUGCCUGGGCGCCUGGAAAGGUGCCUGCUUUCCCCACCCCCCCCCACCCCCCCCCCACCCCCGGGGACCCUGCCCAGGGGGCCGAAGCACCCUACCACUCCACUGGGCUGGCACAACGGGCGCGGGAGCGCCUUCCAUCGCGUCCUGCUCCUACCUUUCCCCAGUUCUGGGGCCCACAGCCUAGGAGCCAGGUGGUCAGACCCCAGCUGCGGGGCCAGGGACACCAUGGCCCUGGGGCUACUCUGUGCCCCACUCAUGCUCCGGUCGCUGGGGCAAGGUAGGCCAGGGGCUCCUGACCUGCACAGAUGAGAGUGGGCCAUCCCCAGGAAAGACCAUUCUGUAUUUUUCUGUCCCCGUCUCCUUAGAAUGGAACCUUUUUGAGGGCAGGUCCUUGUCUUUGUAUGUUCUGUCCCCAGCCCCACCUCCCAGGGGCCGUCAAUAAAUGUGAUGAUGAGGAUGA
Molecule: messenger RNA, 1609 nt
Organism: Neofelis nebulosa (Clouded leopard)
Lineage: Eukaryota; Metazoa; Chordata; Mammalia; Carnivora; Felidae
Gene: VPS37D
Product: VPS37D subunit of ESCRT-I
Exons: 4
Coding region: 109-864 (251 amino acids)
Biological process (GO): ubiquitin-dependent protein catabolic process via the multivesicular body sorting pathway; protein targeting to vacuole; protein targeting to membrane
Cellular component (GO): ESCRT I complex
Source: RefSeq, a predicted model, not a curated record